Molecule: messenger RNA, 2627 nt
Organism: Cynoglossus semilaevis (tongue sole)
Lineage: Eukaryota; Metazoa; Chordata; Actinopteri; Pleuronectiformes; Cynoglossidae
Gene: ascc2
Product: activating signal cointegrator 1 complex subunit 2
Exons: 19
Coding region: 236-2542 (768 amino acids)
Biological process (GO): regulation of DNA-templated transcription
Molecular function (GO): ubiquitin binding
Source: RefSeq, a predicted model, not a curated record
GUGUAAUAGAAGUGGCGUAAAGACGGUUUUUAAAGUCACCGGCUGAUUAGCAUUAGCUGCGUUGGGGUUACACAUUGACGUGCUGUCACUUGAGUUGAACAGGGUGUCUCCGCUGAAAAAUAAUGUUUUUGUCGGGAUUUUAGUGAAAUAGUGGUUGUUUCCUGGUUCGACAAAAGAGGAAAACUGAAGGACGUUCACACGUCAGCGCUUUUGAAAACGCAGAGACGGUGAAGCCAUGGCCAGUGCCCGUGUGCCGCUGGAUGAGCAGGUGGUGACAGAGCCUGGUCCUGUGGGAAAAGAGCGAACACUUCCUGCACUGCACCCAGAGAGAAAGGAGGAUCGUUGUUUCGUGCCCUACAAGCUGCUGGUAGAAGAUGCCUCUCCUGCUGAAGUGGAGGAGUUUCUGGAGUAUGUCAGAUUCAUCAUCGAAGAUUUGGAGUGGCUACUUGCACUGCCCCACGACAAGUUCUGGUGUCAGGUUUUGUUUGAUGAGUCCUUGCAGAUGUGUCUAGAGUCGUACCUGCGUCAUGCUCCCAGGAGCCUGGACAUCACUGUGUUGCCCUCCUCUCCAGCGGUGGCUGAGAUGCAACGUUCAAUACACAAAACCAUCUUCCUCACCUUCUUGAGAAUGGCUACUCACAAGGAGUCCAAGGAGAACUUUUUCACUCCAUCAGUGUUUGGGGAAAUUAUUUAUGAGAACUUCCUUUUUGACAUUCCUAAAAUUUUGGAUCUGUGUGUUCUGUUUGGAAAAGGCAACGGUCACUUGCUACACAAAAUGAUCGACAACAUCUUUACCCAGCAGCCAUCAUACUACAGUGAUCUGGAAGAAACCGUGCCCACUGUGUUACGGGUGUUUGACUCAAUCCUGGACAAAUGUGGUCUUCAGUGUGAAGGAGCCACUGCCAUUGAGCCGCUGAGGCUGACUGCACAUAAACAGCCCACUGCCAUGUCCAUGGAGCAGCAGGAUUUUGUUGACAUCCUCUUGUACCUCUCUGAUUCCACGACCACCAUUCAUGCCUUCAUGGACAUCUUUCCUGCUGCCUGCACGACUUUUCUCUCACAUGGUUUCCUGGGAAGGCUGACCUUGUUCUAUGAGGCCGCAGUGCCCGACCUCGAGAGGGCAGUGAGGAAGAGGAACUUUGAUGAUAAAGGACUCCAGGAAGAUUUAUGGAGGAGGUUGUCUCACUCCUGUCGCAAGAUGGUGGAAUCGGCUCACCUGCUGCUGCACCACACCUGCCUACAACCGAUCCUAGAAGGAAAGGAAAACAUGCAGACAUUUGCAGAAGAACUCUUACAACAUUUCACUUCCUUUUUACCCGAAAAAAGGUUCUUGGCAGACUAUAAUGAGCAGUUCCCCAUCACUGAUGACAUCAGCCUCCUGCAUCAGGCCAUUCCUGUCAUUGAUGAGACCAGAACGUCCUACAUACUCCAGGGGGUUGAGAGCGCCCAUGACAGCCUGGGACGGGGGAGACCCCAAAGCCUGGUUCAGUUCAGAGCGUUUUCAUCGUUGUCAGCUGAUCAGGGGGCAGUGGGAGGGACAUCUGCAACUUCGGGAAACUCCAUAUCUCUGGCAGCUCAAGAAACAAGAAGAGAGAAUGUUGAGAUGGCGGCAGCGAUGUUGGAUGGUCCACAGAAAGGAGACAAUGGUGCGGCCUGCCCCAUCAGCACAGCAGAGCUGGAAUCCCUGCUGUCCUGUAUCAUGGACCUGUUGCCUGACUUGGGCGAAGGCUUCCUGCUGGCAUGUUUGCAGGAAUACGACUACAACUCAGAGCUGGUCAUCAACAACAUCCUGGAGGCCAGGUUAAGUCCUAACCUGGACAAACUGGACCGAGCCAUGCCAAGGCCAGUGAAGGAGGAGCUUCCGAACGUUCUCAGCACCAGAUCCAAUGUGUUUGAUGAUGAUGAGUUUGACGUCUUCAGAAGGGACCAAGUGGACAUGUCUCGUAUCUGGAAGGGCAGGAGGAAAGGUGAGAACGUCGAGGAACUGCUGAACGACAAGCGGCACAUAGAGGAGCAGAGAGCGCGAUACCAGGCGUAUGAGACGGUUGUGGAUGAGAUUGUCAUCAAUCCUGGAGAAAGCGCAGACACGUACGGCCUGGACGACUACGACGACGAGUACGAUGACACCUACGACAUGAACCAAGUGGGAGCCAACGACCUGGACGGAGACAGUUUACUGAACCGCAGACCCUUCACAAUCCCUCAGGUACUGAGGAAAGGAAACGCAGCAGAGCGUGAAGAGGAGAGUGAAGAUGAAGACGAAGAAGAGCCUUUACAGAACAAUGUAAACAGGGACCAGUUUGUCCAGGAUCCAGCUGUGCUGAGGGAGAGAGCAGAGGCGAGGAGAGCAGCCAUGCACCAGAGAAGAGGUUUCAGACCGGAACGCAGCAGCAACGUUGUCGGUGAGCCCAAAGGAAAAGGACAGAGCCAGGAGACAAAUGUGGACCGUCGCAGGAAGGAGACCAACAAGAGUCACGUGGCCAACCACAACAGACGAGCCAUGGCCGACCGCAAACGGAACAAGGGCAUGUUCCCGUCCUGACCGCCGUGAUGGAAAAUCACACUUCAGUCCAGACGGUCAUUAUUUUAGACAAAAAAGCAGAUCAUUUAAAAAAAAAAAAAAAAAA